Chlorella variabilis is the source of this 1905-nucleotide messenger RNA. RefSeq names its product expressed protein. Lineage: Eukaryota; Viridiplantae; Chlorophyta; Trebouxiophyceae; Chlorellales; Chlorellaceae. The record is from RefSeq and is a predicted model, not a curated record. The transcript has 19 exons. The coding region runs from base 1 to 1905 and encodes 634 amino acids.
AUGAACCGGCUGGCGGCGGGCUGCGCGCCGGCAGGGGCGUUGCAAGAGCUGCUGGCAGCGCUGCUGGCGCUGCACCAUGCUGUGGGAGAUAACGGGGAGGAGGCUGAGGAAAGCGGGAGUGAGGGCACCGGGGACGAUGAUGUCGACGAAGAGCUUCCAGACCUGUGCCUGUCGGCUGUCGUGGUGGCUGCCUACGUCGGCGUCGCCUGGGCCAAGCACCACACGCAGCAGCUGCCAGUGCCGCCGCCGCUCCUCUGGAAGGAAGGGGGCGUGCUGCACUGCCUGAGCUUGGCCCUGGACAAGUGCGUCGAGUAUGAAUACUGUGCGGAGUUCAACACGCAGAUGCUGUCAGACUGCUUCCGAGCAGCCUCCGCGAUGCUGCCCAGCCUGAUCAGCUGCAGCCACAGGGAGAUGCGGGAGGCCUGCUGGCGCUGGGUGCUGCCUGCCAUGAUGGCGGCCUGCUGCUGGAUCGACAAGUGCGGGGUGAGAGAGCUCCCAGACGACGAGUCGUGUGUUUUGUGUGCUGGCCUGGUGGAAGGGCUGGAGCCCCUGCUGUUCCUUCUGGUCCGGGAAGACGAUCAGCGGAGCCGGCAGGAGCAGGCGCAGCUGGCCGAGCAGCUGCCUUGCCUGGACCGCUUCAGCGCCAUCCACGGCCUCACUCGGGCGUUUGCGACAUUGGUGGACGCCACCUGCACGUCGCCGCAGGAGGGCCUCACGCCCUCUCAAGUGCUGGAUGGGUUGGAGGGGGAUGCUGGCUGGUGGAUCAAGCUAAACAGGUCUCUCACAUCCCUGCUCCGCCUGCUGCACUGGCUGGUGUGCAAGCACAACAUCCAGCCGGCAGUUUUCCUGGAGCAAGGGGGCAUGCAGGCGCUGCUGACCUUCCUGCAGGUCUGCGCCCCGCGGCCUCAUGAUGAGAGCCAGCUGCCCACACACGUGCUGAGCUACCACUGGCUGGGUGUCAAGUUGCUGCACCUGGCAGCAACCCUUAUGGCUCACCCGCAGGGAGCGGCCGCGCAGGCGGCGUUUGGCGCCAAGGGGGUGAAGCUCUGCCUCGACUCCCUGCGCACCUUGCCUCCAGUCGCGGUGCUAGUCACUGACAAAGAUCCGGAGAGGUGGACGACAUGCAAGUACUUUCUGUGCACCCUGGAGGCCGCCUGCUGCUCGACGUCGAGCGCAAAUGAGGCCACGCUCCGGGGCAGCAGUGGCAGCAGCUUUCAUACCAGGACUGCAGCGCUGGCUCAAAACGGCUUCAGCCUGCUGUCUUCCGUGAUGCAGGCACACACCAUUGGCGGCGCAGCGUUUUUGUCCGGUGGGCUGGAUGCCGACUUUGAGUGGACCAUGGCGCAUCUCAUGCUGGUCGUGAUGCCCAUCAGCGUGUUGAUGCGCGUGGUGCAGUGGGGAGGCGUGGUCAAGCCCGCGGCCCUGCUCGCCAGACACUCUCUGUUUGCCACGGCUCCUUCAAACCAAACGUUCCUCAGCAGUGCACUGUCGCUGGUCCGCGCCGCAGUCGAUAACAGAUCGAGCCACUCGGCGGCUCUGGCCAGCAGCGCUCUGGCCGGCAGCGCAGCACACCUGGGCCUGCUGCACCGCGCGGGGCUGCAGAGCCUGGACGAGGCUCGCGCGAUCCGGCACAGCACCAGCCUGCUCAACUGGCUGCAGGCAGUGCGGGCGCUGGCAGAGCAUGAGCCUCAUUGCCACCACCUGCUGCUGGACAACAGCAUUUGCAAGCUGGCUGGGGCAUGCGCAUUGGACGCGUACCAAGCCUUCUCAACAGCGCAGGCUGUGCAGUCAAGUGAGGGAGCAGAUGCGGGCAGCCAGGCCCAACCGACUGUAGUGAUGGCUGCAGUGCGCCCCAGCGUUCCCGUGUUGGGCACCGUGCCGCUGCGCCCACAGUGCAUCAUCUAA